AGUGUGUGACGUCAGAGUCCAGGAAUGGGACUGAUGAAGCGGUGUUUGUGAAGCACUUGGGAGGUUGGAGAGUUGCCAUGACAGAACCAGCAUUUGCAGCACCUUCUGAUUUGAUAGAUUCCGGUCCAGCGCCUUGUGACCUAGGUUUCAUGGAGGUUAUCGGUCAGAAAAUGAGAAUUCCUAAUAGACUAAAAGUGACUGAGGAGCAAGGGGAUGAAGAAAAAGUAGAAGAUAUUCAGCAAUCAGCACUGCAGAUGCAGAUUCCUGAAAGAAUAUCGAUGGGAGAAACAGAAAUGCAGGAUAUUGGUGCAAGACCAUACUUAUAUGGUUGGUUCCACAAUAACCCAUCAAUAACAGAUCCUCCACCACUCAGCAUCUCUCCUAACUUAAUGUUUGGACCAGCCCAUGCUUUGAGUGUGGACCGAUCCGAGAGUCCACUGCAGAUGGCUACCUCCCAACAUUCUAGUAGAUCACGAACAUUAAGUGAGAAUGAAAUUUGUCUUUCGAGUGUGUCCAGGCGGCAGAGGAAUUUGAUUGAUCACUCCAGUGGUCCAAAACAUCCCUUCCCUUCACCUGGACCUGGCCAGACAUCCUUUUCAGUUCCUAAUGUGUGCAAUGUGUUAAUUUAUGUUGGACACAAACUGUCAAGAUACUUAGUGGAAACAGUCAAUCAGAAAAUGUGGAGAAGGAGUCGGUUCCAUAACCAGUCCCUUUCUGGCAGCCUGUAUUCGGAUGGGACCAAUCAAGCAAGGAAUCAAAGCAUGACCCAUGAGUACACAAUACCCGAGGGAGCCCUUGAAAAUUUCAGCGUAAUGGAAAUUGUAACACUCCGGCGUCAGUUGAACAAGUUGAAUCGGCGCCUACAAUUAUUGGAACAGGAGAGUCGGGACCAUGCUCGAAAGGAAUUUGUCCUCUAUUCCAUCAUCAUUGCAGCUUGUUUUGUGAACAGUUGGCUCUGGCUAAGGAAAUAAAUUUGUUCUAACUGCACAUGUAGAGUUGGAAAAGUGCAACAAUCUGACAAGAGUGAGACCACCUUCCAAAUGCAGACUGGCAGGCAUUAUUUUUUUGUGAAGCAAUCUGUAUCAUUACUGAAAUACAAGGGAAUGAUGUCCUUUAGAACAGUUUGCUAACAUCAUUUUAAUAGCACUGUGAUGUGAGUUUGGGAGAACUUAUAUUGUAAGUGUUACAGUGUAAUGCAUUCAAAACCUAAUUGAUUACUUUAAGACUAACUUAAGUUUUUUCUUUAAUUUACACCACAUGGGAAAUCCUAAGAGACUGCUAAUCCAAACUCUACUGCAAUUAUAGGGAUUUUGAAGAAUUUUAUCCACAAACAUUUGAGUUAAGUUGAUGAACCAGCAAGUUCGAAAAAAGAUAGCUUCUGGUGGUAAGCAAGAUUCCUUCCAUGCUUUUUCCCCUCACUAGCAACAGCCUAUGCUAUUUGUUUAUAGGAUGUGAGCAUCACUGGUAAGGCCUGCAUUUAUUGCCCAUCUCUAAUUGCCCUUGAGAAUUUGUACAGACAUGUUAAGAUUUGACUGUCCUUUUUAUUUCUCCCUUCCUUUUCAAUGGAAAUGUGCCUGGUUUCUGCUUGAUAUCUCCUCAAAAUGAUUCAAGUACAUGUGUUACAUUUGUCAGUAGAAAGUCACAGGCAAGUGUGAUAUAAUCAUGUUAUACCUGAAUUGCUAUUCCAGAUGUCACAUCUCUUUAUUUUGGAACUGUAGUAGCAGGGAGUUAUAUGCCUGCCCUGUGGUUGAGGAUGACACAUUGCAUGCAAAUACCAAAGUUGCAUAUUAACUUAAUGUGAUAUUUUAUUAAUCCAUUUGAAGAUAUCUGGUCCAAUACUCACUUGUAUUCUUGCUUUGUCAGCAGAUAUAUUUUAAAUAAUAUACUUUUAGUCUACAUACUGCAUGAGAUAUAUUUUAAAUAAUAUACUUUUACUCUACAUACUGCAUGAGACACAACCAUCUAAUGUGCUGUAGCCAGAAAAAUCAAAAUUCUCAGUAACCCAGGGCUGCUAUUUGGAUUUCUGAGUUUAAAAUAUUAGAAACAGAAUGCUACCCUUUUAUUAUGAUAAGAAAAGACUGAUUUUUAAAUUAAUAUGUGCUUGAUAAUUGUAGUUUAAAAUCUGUGUUGAAGAAUAGAAACAUUAAAAGCAGUGUGCUUGAGAGACAUUAUAAAUGCAGUAUGCUGUUGAAUUAAAGCUGUUUCCAUUGAUAGUGAAUUGUGCACGAUGUAACAGUAUGAGAAUCAAGUCAUCUAGUUGGACAGCUUAAAUGUGCAUAUUUAGUCAACAGUCAGUACCUAAAAGUGUAACUCUAUGCUAGGAUAGUAGGUCUAGCAGGAUUUCAGUUUGAAAUAGGAGAAGCUUCUCUUCCGAUAGACAGUACAUAGUGCAAUGUUAAAGUGAGUCCUACAAAUUGGGAGAUGUGAGCUGAUGUUGGCCAAAGAACAAUUUGGGACAGAUCGAAACAAUUCCAAUGUAAUGCAAUAGAGAAAGAUCCUGGUGACAAGUGUUCACCCUAAGGCUAUGUAUUGUGAGUAAUGAAUAGGUCAAGAUAAGGCAAGCUAAUUGAGGAUUUUUUUUGAAUAAAUGAAUGCCUAUUCCUGUAUAUGCUCCAAAUAUAAACAAACAAUUUCCUUUUAUCCUAAACUGAUGGGAGUUGUUGGUCCCUCUGUCAGUGCAAUGGCAGUUGGCCAUUCCUCCGAGUUCAAACCUCAAGGUUUUUUUUAACUUAACUCUACUAAACCACCCAAGUCUUGAUAAUCUAAAUACAGGUCUGUAUUACCUGGUAUUUUUAUAUUUUUCCCCUUCUUAAAAACAAAUGUAUUUUUAAAAAUGUAAACAAUGCUUAUAAUAUUCUCUUCCAGUGCAAUGGCAGAGUGAGAAUUUUUCAUGAAGGAAUCUAUCCUUUCAAUUCCAUUUAAAAAUGAGAUUUUUAAAAAAAAAACCUGGAUUUAAGUACAUGUUUAAAAUCCGAGAGAAGGUAAGCGGAAACCUAAAAGCUGUGUGUCUGUAGGACAGUAUAAACACCAUGAGAUGUGUAUGUUGUGAAGUCAAAUCUGUGUGCAGGAAUACUGAAUUGUGUAGUGAUUUAACAGAUUAGCAGUUGUAUUAGAAUCUGGCCAUCCUGUUGACUGCUUCAUUUUGCACUUUAUGGAAUGGAAAUGAACAUUGAAAUCUGUUACUGUCGUGUCUACAUGUAUUUAUGUAUAUAAUAUUUAAAUAUAUACCCGGUAUAGGCUCUCACACCUGAAA
Carcharodon carcharias (great white shark) is the source of this 3253-nucleotide messenger RNA. Its product is annotated as mitochondrial fission factor-like. Lineage: Eukaryota; Metazoa; Chordata; Chondrichthyes; Lamniformes; Lamnidae. Gene Ontology annotation, biological process: positive regulation of mitochondrial fission. The record is from RefSeq and is a predicted model, not a curated record. Gene Ontology annotation, cellular component: mitochondrial outer membrane; peroxisome. The transcript is spliced from 8 exons. Bases 78 to 971 code for a protein of 297 amino acids.